Molecule: messenger RNA, 532 nt
Organism: Dermatophagoides pteronyssinus (European house dust mite)
Lineage: Eukaryota; Metazoa; Arthropoda; Arachnida; Sarcoptiformes; Pyroglyphidae
Gene: SmF
Product: small ribonucleoprotein particle protein SmF
Biological process (GO): mRNA splicing, via spliceosome; spliceosomal snRNP assembly
Cellular component (GO): U1 snRNP; pICln-Sm protein complex; catalytic step 2 spliceosome
Molecular function (GO): RNA binding
Source: RefSeq, a predicted model, not a curated record
CAAAAAAAAAAUCCAUGCUUUUGUUUUUGUUUUUGUGUGUUUGCGGUAUUUUGAUUCGGUUUUUUCUUUUAGCAUUUUUCAUUUGUAAAAUUUACCUCUUUCAUCCAGAAAUUUGAUAUAACUUAACGAACCAAAACGAAAAAGAAUGGCUCAAACAUUACCAUUAAAUCCAAAACCAUUUCUAAAUGGUUUAACUGGUAAACCAAUUAUUGUCAAAUUGAAAUGGGGAAUGGAAUAUAAAGGAUUUCUUGUUUCAGUUGAUGCAUAUAUGAAUUUACAGUUAGCAAAUACUGAAGAAUAUAUUGAUGGUGCUUGUACUGGUAAUCUUGGUGAAGUAUUAGUACGUUGUAAUAAUGUUCUUUAUAUAAGGGGUAUUGAAGAAGAAGAAGAAGAUGGUGAAAUGAAAGAUUAAUUCAAUUAUCAUUCAAUAUCAUUCAACGAAUAAAAUACAUCGAUCUCCGAUCUUCAUUGGAACCAGAAAACGUAACGAAAUUUGCAUGAUAUUCCCUGUCAUUCAUUUUUUUCGCUUAUA